UUAAUCGAAGGAUAGUUGACCAUUAAAAAGUUCAGUCAAUUGGGACAGAUCGGGGUGUGGACUGAAGAAAGAAAGUACAAUGAGGACAAAGGCCAUUUUUCUGUCUGCCUUGCUUGGGGUGAUAUUUCUCUCACAAAAUCUUGUCGUUGAGGCAAAUAAAGAUUCUUCGAAAAGCAAUAAUGGGAGAACCAGUGGUGGGCAAAGACGCCGUCAAGAAGUGGCGCACCCCUUGGAUCCUUUAACACUGUUAGAAAUUAUCCAAACUUCCGCUCUCAUUAAGGAUUACAGACCAGGCGUCCAAUGGGUCUUUGUCGACAUUACGUUGAAAGAACCGGAAAAAUCUUUGCUGCUUCCGUACUUUCUGAGUGAUACUGAACCUCCUCCAUUUCUAAUUCCGAGAAAGUCUUUGGUGGUGGCUGUCGAUCCAACAACCGGGUUAAGUUAUGAAGCUGUCGUAAAUCUUGGGCUAAAUAUGUUGGAGUUGUGGGAACAACUCCCAUCAGGAAUUGACACCAGUUUUGCAUCAGAUGAAUUGAACGCUAUUCAUGAUAUGGUUUUGGACGAUCCAAUUAUCUUGGAAAGACUCAGCAUUUAUGGCGAGUUUUAUGGGAAUAAAAGCAACGUGGUUACAGACGUGUGGAAAUAUGGCUACUCAAAGGAUAAGCCUGAGUACGCUGGGAAGAGGAUUGCACAAGUAUUCUUUUAUGGAAGAAACUUCGAAAAUGACAAUUUUUAUGCUCAUCCCAUGGGGUUCGUCGCUGUGGUGGACACGCUUCGCCAAGAAGUGCUGGACAUUGAAGAGAUACCCAUUCAGAGUGAUUUUGACACAACCAACAGGGAAGGGGACGAGGUUUCUGAAGCAACUGGCAACUAUGACCCUGACGUAUUCGAAGGCACAUAUCGCGACGAUGUCAAGCCAAUUACAAUUAAUCAAGAUGGGCCUAGCUUCACCAUGGAUGGGAAUGUUCUCAGAUGGCAAAAGUUCAAGAUGCGCGUUGGACGGAACGGACGCGAAGGGUUGCUCCUCCAUCACGUAAACUAUAACGAUAGUGGCGUAGUUAGACCAUUAUUGUACCGCGCAUCUCUGUCUGAGCUCUUCGUGCCUUAUGGUGACCCCAGGCCGCCAUACCACAGAAAAAUGGCGUUGGACGUGGGGGAAUAUGGUCUUGGCUUCUCGGCGUCAGAAAUGCGCUCGCCAGACGGGUGUCGAGGCACUGUUCACUUCUUGGACAUAAUCAACAGCGACAUGUCAGGUCAGCCUUGGACCGUAACAAAUGCUAUCUGCAUAUAUGAAGAAGAUGCAGGAAUUUUGUGGAGAAAGAUGGAUCCCUUAACUCGACGAAUUGUUACUGCACGAUCACAACGUCUCGUUCUCACGUUCAUUGCAACUGUAUCAAAUUACGACUACCAACUAAAAUGGAUAUUCUGUCAAGAUGCGUCCAUCAGGGUUGAGAUGAUUUUAACCGGAAUUGUGAGUCAAAAUAUGCUCGGGUUAAACGCAACGCCAGGCGGUCAUGGGACCAUUGUCAUGCCGAACAUCAAUGCCCAGUUCCACCAGCACUUUUUCGCUGUGAGAUUGGACACCGAGAUUGAUGGGAACAGGAACACCGUUUCAGUCGUGGACAUUUUACCUGAUGACAUCCCCGCUGGUGAUCCUACCCAUCCUUAUGGAAAUGGGUUCAGCGUCUCAGAAACCGUUCUAAGAAAUGCAAGUCAAGCGAGGACAAAAACUCAGCCAGACACAGCAAGAACAUGGAGAGUCAUUGGUGAACCGACCAACGUCAACCCUAUUUCGGGGGGAUCUAAAGGAUGGAAAUUAAUUCCAGAUCACGUCGCUCGACUCAUGAUGUCGAAAGAUUCAGUUCUCCAUGCGAAGAGUGCCUUUGUAGAUUUUGACGUAUGGGUGACGCCAUACAAGGAAAAUCAAUUGUACGCUGCCGGCUUCUACUUGAAUGAAAGUGGUCUUCCAACAUGGGUGGAGGAAGAUCCGGGGGCAUUAAUUGAGAAUACCGACAUUGUGUUAUGGCACGUCUUCGGUGUGACGCAUGUCGUGAGGGUGGAAGAUUUGCCGGUCAUGCCCGUCGAAAGUAUUGGGUUUUGGUUCAAGCCAACGAAUUUCUUUACCGAAAACCCUGGCGUUGAUGUCUUACCUAUCGUAAUUCAAGCCCAGUCCACCAAAAGAAGCAAAGGAGAAUAGUUUUGCCAAGUAAUAACUUACAAUUUAUGCGCUUGAUUAAAAUGUGUAAUAAUUGUGUUAAGUAUUUUGUGGAAAGUUUUAACGGAUAAUUAGAAUAAAAAUACUUAUUAUUCUUGUCAUAGUGGUUCAACAUAAA
Molecule: messenger RNA, 2333 nt
Organism: Folsomia candida
Lineage: Eukaryota; Metazoa; Arthropoda; Collembola; Entomobryomorpha; Isotomidae
Product: peroxisomal primary amine oxidase
Exons: 12
Coding region: 80-2197 (705 amino acids)
Biological process (GO): amine metabolic process
Molecular function (GO): primary methylamine oxidase activity; quinone binding; copper ion binding
Source: RefSeq, a predicted model, not a curated record